Molecule: messenger RNA, 1126 nt
Organism: Ceratitis capitata (Mediterranean fruit fly)
Lineage: Eukaryota; Metazoa; Arthropoda; Insecta; Diptera; Tephritidae
Product: alpha-tocopherol transfer protein-like
Exons: 6
Coding region: 113-1006 (297 amino acids)
Cellular component (GO): membrane
Molecular function (GO): phosphatidylinositol bisphosphate binding
Source: RefSeq, a predicted model, not a curated record
GCCGCGUAACGCAGCUAAAGUGCAAAAGCGCACAACGAACAGUGCAUUUUAUCUACACGUAAUUCCUCCAAUCAAAAAAAAACGCUGUUAAAAUAAGUAAUCCUGCAGCACGAUGAAACCCGCCGAUUUGGAUGAGCAAUAUGCUCGCUUUCCGGAAAUCUCACGUGAAGAAAUGCAAAAAUUUGUCAACUGGAUACACGCUCAACCGCACAUGCAGAAUUUAUCCGAAGAGGAAGCUCUACAUUUCUUCCAUGCUUGUAUGUACAGUAUGGAAAUGGCCAAACAGGUGUUGGACACCAAUCUAACAGUCCGCACGCAUUGUGAUGACUUUUUCUCGAAUUUGGAUUGUGAGCGUUCAGAGCUUCAGCGCGCCAUGCGGACCGUUUCCAUUUGUCCAUUACCAAAAACAACAACUGAGGGCUAUGGUGUUAUAAUUGGAAAAUUAGCGGACACAAAUACAUCAAAUUUUAACUUUGUAGACGGCAUGAAACUUUAUUGCAUGAUUUUCGAUAUGUGGAUGUAUGAGGAUGGCAUUCGUCCAGGUCAUAUUAUGGUAAUGGAUUUAAAGGGUGUUACUUUGGGACAUGUAGCACGCAUUGGCAUAUUUCAAAUGAAAAAAUUUCUCUUCUAUCUGCAAGAAGCAGCUGCCAUUCGUUUGAUUGGCUUCCAUUUCAUCAAUAUUGUGCCGUUCAUGGAUAAGAUUUUGGCACUGAUGACACCGUUCAUGAAGAAGGAGUUAACCAGCAUACUUCAUGUUCAUAGUAAUUUGGAAGAUUUCUUCGAAUAUGUACCACAGUCGAUACUGCCAAAGGAAUAUGGUGGGCCAGAACCUGAAUGUUCAGAAUUGAAAGAAAAAGUUUACUCAAAGCUCAAGGACAAUCGCGAGGAUAUGAUAAAGUUCGAAAAACGCCAUAAAGUGAAUGAGAAAUUGCGUCCGGGCAAACCAAAAAAUGCUUCGGAUCUAUUCGGGAUUGAGGGCAACUUCAAAAAAUUAGAUAUUGACUAAUUAAAAUGUGUGCAAUAAUUGUAGUAUUAUUAUUUUUUUUAAGUACACACAUAUAUUUUGGGCAGUACUUAUACACAACUUGAAGUAUCUUAAUAAAUAUGGUGAUUGAUUCAUAAUAUA